Molecule: messenger RNA, 302 nt
Organism: Parasteatoda tepidariorum (common house spider)
Lineage: Eukaryota; Metazoa; Arthropoda; Arachnida; Araneae; Theridiidae
Source: RefSeq, a predicted model, not a curated record
CUGUUUCUUUUUUGGAAUAUUGGAAGAGGAAAAGCGCCAGUCUUGCACACCAUUGGGAUUGCAUGGAUUUUGAAGAAGAAGAGGAGAGGCCUCGUCCAGAAUUUGCAGCUAAGGCUCCCUGUGUUGAACGAAAUCCAAUUACAGGAAUUAAAGAGCCAUCUUUUCCCACAUCUAUCAGGUACAAGAGAAUAGCAAUUGGAUCAGGUGCUAUACUCGUGAUGAUGGCCUUAGUUAUGAUAUUCAUCGUUGCUGUUAUCAUUUAUCGCAUUUUGGUGUCUAUAUUUCUAUUUAGAACGGANUAA